Messenger RNA from Hirsutella rhossiliensis, 1566 nucleotides. RefSeq names its product major facilitator superfamily domain-containing protein. NCBI's taxonomy places the organism in Eukaryota, Fungi, Ascomycota, Sordariomycetes, Hypocreales, Ophiocordycipitaceae. The coding region runs from base 1 to 1566 and encodes 521 amino acids. Gene Ontology annotation, molecular function: transmembrane transporter activity. The transcript is spliced from 7 exons. The record is from RefSeq and is a predicted model, not a curated record. Gene Ontology annotation, cellular component: membrane. Gene Ontology annotation, biological process: transmembrane transport.
AUGGGCCCAGCACAGAACGCCCAACGGCCGUUGUCGAAUCGGCCCAAAUCGCCAACGGCGGAUGGCCCGGGCCCCGGCUCGGACGACUCCACCCUGUCCCGCUCCAGCCAGCACUCGCCGCCCGCUGCCAUGCAUCGGACUCGGUCGCGAAACAGCAACGGCGUAUCCGACAAGUCCGCCGAUGCCGGCGAGGCGGCCGGUUCGCCGCCCCGGGACAAGCAUGCGUUCGAGGUCGACUGGGACGGAGGCGACAGCGAUCCCAUGUGCCCCCGGAGCUUCGGCUGGGGCCGCAAAUGGCUGAUUGUCAUCAUCGUCUCGCAUGCCAGCCUAUGCGUCACUUGUGCCAGCUCCAUUUACACGUCGACGUACGAGAAGAUGGAGGCCGAAUUCCACAACUCUAGGAUCGUCUCCGUGCUCGGCUUGUCUACCUUUGUCUUGGGCAUCAGCUUCGGGCCCAUGUUCCUCAGCCCGCUCAGCGAGUUCUACGGCCGGCGGCCCAUUUACCUCGUGGCUUGGACCACCUACCUUGUCUGGCUCAUCCCGCAGGCCGUGACCAAGCACGUUGCCGUCCUGCUCGUCUUCCGCUUCAUGGACGGCUUUGCCGGCAGUGCCUUUCUGGCCGUGUCGGGCGGCACCGUGGGCGAUUUGUUCGCAAAGGACGAGCUGCAUGCCCCAAUGGCUUUCUUCUCCAUGUCCCCCUUCAUUGGGCCCAGUCUCGGCCCCUUGGUAGGUGGCUUCAUCAACUACAACGUUGAUUGGCGCUGGACGUAUUACGUGCUCAUCAUCUGGACAUUCGCUCUUUGGGUCGCCAUCAUCUUCUUCGUUCCCGAAACGUACCACCCCAUCUUGUUGAGGAACAAAGCGCGCAGGCUCCGGGCGGAGACUGGAGACGACAGAUGGAUCGUCCCGGCCGACAUGGUCGAACGGUCGGUCACGCGCGCCGUUGGGCGCUCGCUGCUUCGCCCAUUUCAGCUCCUUAUCUUCGAGCCCAUGUGUCUCAACCUCUGCAUCUUCUCUGCGCUGCUUCUGGGCAUCCUCUAUCUCUUCUUCGGGGCCUUUCCCCUCGUCUUCGGCACCAACCACGGCUUCAACCUUGGCAGACGGGCCUGGCCUUCUUGGGCAUCAUGGCACGAGCGAGUGACCGGGGUUAAGGACGGCAGCGAGCCCGAGUUUCGACUCCCCCCCGCCAUUCUUGGUUCCCUCCUCGUCCCUGUCGGCCUGUUCAUGUUUGGCUGGUCAACGUAUCCGUGGGUGCAUUGGAUCGUUCCCAUCAUUGGAUCGGCCAUAUUUGGAACCGGCAACGUGUUGCUGUUCACCAGCAUCUUUACCUUUCUUGUCGACGCCUAUCCACUGUACGCCGCGAGCGCCCUCGCGGCCAACGCAUUCAUCCGCUGUCUCUUUGCCGCGGCAUUCCCACUGUUCGGCAACCAGAUGUACCAAAAGCUGGGCUACCAGUGGGCUUCGUCCCUGCUUGCAUUCCUGACCGUCGUCAUGCUCCCAUUCCCGUACAUUUUCUUCAGAUAUGGCAAGCGAAUUCGAGACAAGAGUCGGUUUGCCAAGAACUAA